Messenger RNA from Aethina tumida (small hive beetle), 3796 nucleotides. Its product is annotated as fl(2)d-associated complex component-like. Gene Ontology annotation, molecular function: metal ion binding. Gene Ontology annotation, cellular component: RNA N6-methyladenosine methyltransferase complex. NCBI's taxonomy places the organism in Eukaryota, Metazoa, Arthropoda, Insecta, Coleoptera, Nitidulidae. Bases 303 to 3701 code for a protein of 1132 amino acids. The record is from RefSeq and is a predicted model, not a curated record. The transcript has 7 exons.
CAUAUGCAGUAGGUGUUAUGUAGAGAGGGUAUAGUUGCUGUUAUAAUUAGUGAAUCAAUGAACGAGUUAAUUGUAAAGUUUAACUGAAGAUUGGGUGGUGAACGACUUAUAACUGGUUACAAAGGUUGUAAAAAUGCCGGGCCACAUUCUGACGCCAUCUGCCGCAUAGAAUUAUGCCUACGUCCUCUGCAGAAGGUUCAUGCACGUCCGUCAAAAAUAAUAAAAAUACUCAGUAAAUAUGGUAGGCUCAAGUGUUCGGUUUUCGCAAUUUAUCCCAACCAAUCUAAGAACUAAGAGUGAAAAUGUCUAAACAGGUUAAACGGAAAAUAACGGUGAACCUCUCUCCAAAAAGUAAAGCUCAGCCGAAAUCACGUCCCAGUGUUUUCGAACGUCUUGGCACGAAAGCCAACCCUGCGCUCAAAGAUUUUUGCCACCACUGGGCUCAGAACGGAUCGUGUCCGUUUGGCAAAGGUUGUAAGUAUUCCGCCACCCACACUUUGAUCAGCCCCUCGAAGCAGAGAGCAGCCAAGAGUGUUGCUGAGACCAAAAGGCGUCACGCAAAGGAUGCCCUUAAGAGGCUCCACCCUGGUGAGCAGCCUGAAGAUUACGACCAGUGGGAUCCUGAUGAACUAGAGGAUGCCGAUCCUGAUGAUCUAGAAAAACGCAGACAGGAGUUACAGAGAGAAUUAGAGUUGCAAAUGAAAAUGGAAAAUAAAGCUCGCAAAAAAGACAAGAAGGUUAAAAAAGAAAGUAGUCCUUCAACCGAGACGUCGACGAGUUCCAGCGAUUCUAGCAGUAGCAGUGACGAAUCCACCUCCUCCAGCUCUUCAUCCCUUGAGCAAAGGAGGAAGAAAUCUAAAAAAACCAAAACCAAAAGAAACAGCAGCACUUCAUCAGAAGAAAGACUGAAGAAGCACAAGCCUAAGAAGGGGACUUCUAGUAAAAGUAGCACUCGUGAAAAGACUAAAAAGAGUAAACCCACAGUGAAGCCGGCGAAAUCCCCAAGUCCGACAAGGAAGCGGUCUCAAACUCCCCCAAUAAAAUCAUCCAAGCUGGCUCCAAAAAAGGCUUGCUCCGAAACCAAAUCCCCCCGACCUGUCAGUAGAUCAGGAGAAAGGAAGGAGAAGCACAGGACACCAUCACCAAAGCCCACGAAGGACAAGGAACGCGAGAAAGAAAAGGAACGCGAAAAAGAAAAGGAGCGAGAACGAGAACGUGAAAAGGAACGAGAAAAAGAACGUGAACGCGAAAAAGAACGUGAACGGGAGAAGGAACGUGAAAAGGAGAAAGAGCGGGAACGUGAGAAGGCCCGAGAACGGGCCAAGGAACGCGAAAAGGACAAGGACUAUAAGAAGAAAGGGUCUAGGUCUCCAAAACGAGAAAAUCGUUCGAUGAAGGAUCCCAAAAAGAGGGACUCGCCCGAUUCUAGCCAUUCGAGGGAUAGGAAAGCGUCUCCAAGGCCGAAGAGUAGUAGCAGCAGCACCAGGAGAGAUCAUCACAAAAGUCCGUCCCUCAAGGAAGACAGGAGAAGCGAUAAAAGAGAUGAUAGGCCAAGGUCUAGAACGAAGGAUCGCGCCAGCGACAGCAAGAGCAACAGGAAGGACAAACGGGAUUCCCGAGACAGAGAAAGGGAAAGGGAACGUGACAGGGAAAGGAGAAGAGAAGAAAGGGAAGCCGCGAGGGAGAAGGAACGAGAGGAAGCAUUGGCUAGGUGUCAAGAGAGGCAAAGGGAGCGGGAGCGACUGAAAGAACUUGCGAAGAAGGAGGAGGAACGCAACAGGGCGAGAGAUAGAGGUAGAAGAGAAGAUCGCGGGCUUGAUAAACCCUCAGGAGAUCGUAUAGAAAGGUUGCUGCCCCUUCCAGAAGACCGCAUCCCACCAAGCCGCAAAGGGCACUCACUGGACAGAGACCGUGAUCGAAGGGACCGACGAGACCGAAGCCAAGAACGUAGCUCCAGAAAGUCGUCGGAUCGUCAUGAAAGAGCGGAUCGGGAUGUCGACAAAGACCGCAACUACGACCGGACGUACGAUCGUAACUACGACAGGGACUAUGGGGCUAUACCGCCCAGGUUACGGGAUUCCGAAAGGAGACUUGAUGAUAAGGACUACGAUUCUCCUUAUGACAGAGCUCGACAUGACGAAAGGAGGUAUAUGGACAUGGAUGACCACUACAAUGACAACUCAAGAGACGAUCGCAUGAACAUAGAAAGCAGGGAUUACUUAGAUGACAGAAGAGGAAGGAGGGAUCUGUGGGAUGAACGAGAUUUAGACAGGGAAAGAGACCUGGAGCAUGCACGACGCUACGGCCGCGGCGAAGACUCCCGCUCCGGCUCCCUCAAGGGUCGGGAAUGGGACCCGGCGUCCGCCGCGUCAGACUACCCAGGAGAUCACGGCGACUGGGACAGGUCCCGACGGCCGCCCCUCGACUGGGAGAGCCGCGGUGGCCCCCCCGACUCCUGGGCCGACGGGGGUGGCGGCUCGAUGAUCGACCACAAGCACGGCGGUCCACCGGAUGACGAAUGGCGGGCGCACUACGGUGCGGGUGGCAGGUCUUUGGAUCAGUGGAGCAGCGAGGAGAGGCGGCGGUGGCCGCAGGAUUGGAGGGACCGGGAGAGGUCCAGGCCUAGGAGCUCCACCUCGCACAACAGGGAUGAAGACUCGAAUUUGGAAUCCCGAAGGAAGGAACCUUCGUCCAACGCACCUUCAAGGGUGGACACGAGAUCAGAUCAUUCGGACUCUAAGUCCUCAGCACCGGAAUCUGAAUCUAAAAAGGACAAUAUUGCGGGUGUGAAACGCUCAGCAGAGGAUUCCGUGGACAGUCCCGUGGAUCCAGCCAAAAAGCCUUGUCUUAUUAAAGAGGCACCAGUCCUCGAAGACGACCUCAGCGAAAUCAGCGAUGACGCCGAUGAAAUCCUCAAUAGAGAUGAGGAAAUCAACGACAUAGUUCCGGAUGAACCCACAGUGGAGGCAGCUGAAAACAAUAGUGUGAAGGACCAGAAUACGUCCACAACGUCUCAGUCCCCAUCACGAUCGCCACAGCAAAACCGUCUACAGCAAGAAGAAUCAAUGGAAGAAAACCUCGACUUAGAUUUCGAAGAAAUUUCCGAGGACGAAUUGGAGGAGGAAUCUAGAUUGAAAGGCAUUGGUGACGCCUUGGGUGUUGACUGGGCCAGCCUAGUUGCCGAAUCACGGCCCAGAAUCAAACCUGUCUCGUCCGCCAAAAGGCGAUGGGAAAGCCACAAUGUUUUGGCGAAUUUGGGGGUGUCUGUCAACUUUACAGACGAGGAGUUCGUCAAAGACAUUCUGAAACAGCACGCCCGGGCCGAAAUUGCUGAACAAAAGAAAGAAGAGGAUGUGUCGGUUAAAAAGGAACCGGAGGAAGUUAAUACCAACGGAAUUAAAGAAGAAAUUCCAGAUGAACUUGAAGAAGUAAAAACUGAAAAUGCGGUGGAAGUGGAAGACAUUACUGUUAGUCAUCCUUUAGGUGCCAUACAGACUUGGAACCGUGAUCAACAGACUAUUAGGCGAACUUUGUUCAGUAGUGUGGGUCCAUUUAGAAGGGCUUUGUCGGCCAGAAGGGAUCUAAUGAUCAGGCGACACUUGUGCAACCUUCCAGUAAAUGACUCAUAUGUUGAAUCACCUAAAAGACAUGAUCCCGAGUUGUUACGCAUGGCGACAAUGCUGUUUGAAAGGUCACUAUAAAACAUUUUAAGAUAUUUAUUUUAAGCCUUUUUAGUUUUAUAUAAGAAAAAUGAUGUAUUUUUCGAACGAAACAGAAUAAACAACUUUUAAUUAUA